Messenger RNA from Pelobates fuscus (common spadefoot toad), 3117 nucleotides. RefSeq names its product DENN domain containing 6A (gene DENND6A). The coding region runs from base 47 to 1771 and encodes 574 amino acids. Gene Ontology annotation, cellular component: recycling endosome. The transcript has 20 exons. The record is from RefSeq and is a predicted model, not a curated record. Gene Ontology annotation, molecular function: guanyl-nucleotide exchange factor activity. NCBI's taxonomy places the organism in Eukaryota, Metazoa, Chordata, Amphibia, Anura, Pelobatidae.
UGACGUUUGGUGGUUUCGGUGUGGAUGGGGUCUGGAAGCGGUAAACAUGUCAAUGCAAGGGAUGGAUGAGCCCGAGGAGUUACUGAAUCCCUCCCGGGACCUUCCCUGGGACCGCUUCUCCGCCUGGCUGCACUGUAUCUGCGUGGUGGGCUUUGACCUGGAGCUGGGCCAGACCGUGGAGGCGUUAUUUCCUCCAAAUGCUAAACUAACAGAUAAAGAGAAAACCAGUAUCUGUUAUCUUUCCUUCCCAGACUCAAAUUCAGGUUGUCUUGGAGACACUCAGUUCUGCUUUAGAUUUCGUCAGUCGGCAGGCAGGAAAUCAUCCCUGCACUGUGUUCUCGAUCAGACCGACAGAGAUUCACCUGUUUAUUUAAAGAAAGAUCCAGCCUGCUUUUAUGGUUACGUCUAUUUCCGACAGGUCAGAGACAAGACUUUAAAAAGGGGCUAUUUUCAAAAGUCCCUAGUUUUGAUCAGCAAACUUCCAUACAUCAAUUUUUUCCACACUGUGCUGAAGCAGAUCGCUCCUGAGUAUUUUGAGAGAAGUGAUCCCUGCUUAGAAGCAGCAUGCAGCGACAUCGACCGAUGGGCAGAACCUCUGCCAGGGAAGAUAUUAAACCUGCCAAUUAUGGGAAUUGUAAUAAAGGUCCGUAUUCCAACAAGUUACGAUAAACCUGGAACAACGCAAAUCUUGGAGCUCACACAACCGUCAGAUGAGCACAUCUCUGUUACUUUACCCACCAUUCACGAAGUGGAUAUUUUCAGAUGCUUCUCUCCAGUCUUCUUCCACAUCCAGUUACUGUGGGAGCUAGUACUACUGGGCGAGCCUCUUGUCGUCAUGGCGCCCUCCCCUUCACAAUCAUCCGAAACCGUUUUAGCUCUUGUUGGGUGCAUUGCUCCUUUGAAGUAUUGCAGUGAUUUCAGACCUUAUUUCACUAUCCACGACUCUGAAUUCAAGGAAUAUACCACACGCACUCAGGCACCGCCAUCUGUCAUCUUUGGAGUUACAAAUCCAUUUUUUGCUAAAACCUUGCAGCAUUGGCCCCACAUUAUCCGUAUUGGGGAUGUCAAGCUUGCAGGAGAUGUUCCAAAACAAGUAAAGGUUAAGAAGUUGAAAAAUCUUAAAACCUUGGAUUCAAAGCCAGGUGUUUACAGCUCUUACAAACCGUACCUGAACAGAGAUGAUGAGAUUAUCAAACAGCUGCAGAAGGGUGUUCAACAGAAGCGUCCAUUGGAGGCCCAGAAUGCUAUUCUACGAAGGCACUUUCUAGAGCUUACCCAGAGCUUUAUCAUUCCUCUAGAACGCUAUGUGGCAGGGCUCAUGCCGCUUCUAAAAAGCAUAUCUGCUUGGAAGAGUCCUCCACAGCUUAAACCCUUCAGCCAGGAGGAGUUCAUGAAAACCCUUGAGAAAACAGGACCUCAAUUAACCUCGCGCUUAAAAGGGGACUGGAUCGGACUUUACAAACAUUUUCUGCGUUCACCCAACUUUGAAGGUUGGUUUAGGCUACGUCGGAAAGAGAUGACCCAGAAACUCGAGGCACUUCAUUUAGAAGCACUUUGUAAUGAGGACUUAUUGAUCUGGGUGCAGAAACAUUCAGAGGUUGAAGCAGUAGAUUUGGUUUUAAAGCUAAAAAGUAAAUUGGUGCAGGCAGAGAGAGAGCAUCUCCCAGUAAAAGCAGACACUUUGGAAAAGCUCCAGGACCAUGUAGAUACGAUCAUUCAGGAGCUUCCCGAGGAUCUGCGGGGGAUAUUACUCAAAACUAACACAUCAUGAAUGACGACUGGGCAAACUUCAUGAAGACACAAGCAUUAACAAUGAACUAAUCAUGCUCAAAGCACAACCACUGUUCGCCGAGGAGAAGUCAACUGCCCUUGGCUAAGCAAUUUGUUUCUGGCCUUCUAAAUAGAGAAGUGAUCACACGAAGGUUCUUGUGGCUGCUUGCAUAUCUCUCCUGUAUGAGCAAGAGAAACACAGACUAAAAAAACAAGCAGUUACAGGAUACAUCUGUUAUCAACUUCAUCUUGUUACAAUAUGAAGACAUUAUAUCUAACCUCAAAAGGAAGAGGCAAUAUAUGAUAAUGUUGCCUGUAUGUAGAGAAAGGGGUCUCUUUAGACCCUGCCCCUAAAUAUAUGAUGUGUUAAGUAGCUUAACAAUAGUUUAAUAACAGAGGAGGACAUUUUGGAUUCUCUUUUAGUGGUUGCAUGCAAAAAAGAACAAACCUUUUAUCCUUGUUUAAUACGGGCAUUACAUGCUAAUGGAUGCAAAACACCCAUCCCCCAGAGCUUGCGCUCUGUCGGUUGUAACUUCAUUUAACAAUCAUGUUCAAAAGCAUACAAAGGACAUCCAAUUGUGGUUUGAAGAAUACUACUUAGUGCCUUUUAUUCUACACACGGAUCUUUUCUGAUAUUUCUUAAUUUGAACAGUUGGAUGUAAAGGCAGGAGUACUUUGUUACUCGAUAUUGGAUGAGAACACAAUUCUAUUCCUUAAGAUGCAUACCAGCAGAAAUAAUGAAACUUAAUAGAUUGUCCAUUAAGGACUUCUGCACGUUCUGUAAAUCCCCUCUUAAUUGUGCAAAAUAUUUAUUUUAAUGUAUUUAACAUGUGCAGUCUCUAUUCUCCCGUUGUCCAUAUUCCAAGUAAAUGGCAUAGUUCAGCUUUUUGAAUGAAAUGCAUUUCUCACCUUUCUGGCAUUUGAAAGUUUAAUUUACAUGGAUUCUGCCAGGCUGGUUCAUCCAUCCAUGGAUAUAUGCACAGACACUUACAAAAGGUGCAUACAUCAUCAAAUUAUUACAAAAAGAUUACGUGACUUUACUACUGUCCGAUGAAUACUGAACCCAACUGCAUGUACUGAAUUAUGGCCACUGGAAAUUAAUAUAAAUUGUAUUGAUUAUGUAAAUGUCAUAUUUUUUUUAUGAUAGCCGUUUGGUUUCCUUUUGUUUGCCAGAAAGAUUUGAAAUGCAUGGAGUUAAAAUAUGUUGUGCCCCCAACUGUGGCACUAAAUGAAUUGUUUUUCCUGUUGCUCUUAUGUAUAUACAUAACUCUAAUUCUAGUUUUCUGCUGCACAAUUCUAAAAUCUUCAAUUUAAAAAAAAAGAAGACACUCUGUGCACUUACACACC